This is a messenger RNA of Scheffersomyces coipomensis, 3905 nucleotides long. Its product is annotated as ubiquitin-specific protease. The transcript has a single exon. The record is from RefSeq and is a predicted model, not a curated record. Gene Ontology annotation, biological process: protein deubiquitination. Lineage: Eukaryota; Fungi; Ascomycota; Pichiomycetes; Serinales; Debaryomycetaceae. The coding region runs from base 417 to 3425 and encodes 1002 amino acids. Gene Ontology annotation, molecular function: cysteine-type deubiquitinase activity.
UAACUGGAAUGAAUGACAAGAAAUCAAGUAGUGGCUGUGAAAUUAAGUGAUGAUUGAUUAACUCACUAAAAUUAGUGAUCACACUAAAACAACAUCUUUUUGUGCGGCGCUCAUUUCUGACAGUUUGUCUGACACCAAAAGGGAAAAAAGAGGAAAGGGGGAGACAGUCAAAAUGAUUAGAUCAGAUUAGAUCAAAAUAUCAUCUUUGAAGUGAUUUUUGUUAUAUAGAAUAGUUGAAUCCAUCAAUCAACCCAUUGGAUUGUUACUUGCCGUAUCGAAUUGUACAUAUACCGUUUUUUUUAGCCAAUUUCAUCAUCGUUCUUGACCAGUUUGAAUCAAGUUUUUUUUACAACAGCAUAGGGGUUCUUUCAAGAAAUAAAUGAAGUGAUAGUUAGAGUGUUUCAUCCAUCUCCCAAAUGUAUAAUACAUCAAAGGUCUCGCAUCAGCAUCAGCAUCAGCAUCACCAGCAUCAUCAUCAUCAACAUCAGAAGCAGAUCCAUCACCGUUCACAUACGUUCGCAGAAUCUGAAACUCCAUCUAAUCCACAAAUACCAAGUUCAUCAAAUGGAUUUUUACCGUUGGAUCAUCAACGGAAUGAAGUCAAAUACUAUUACACUAAGCUCAUCAAUGAAGAAUUCAGAAGUCUCCAACUUGAUAAGGAGUUGAACAAGAAGACUCUCUUUGAUCUCAUUGAUUAUUGUGAAAUGUUAUACGAAUCAGCAUCAUCAUCCAUAUCGAAAACUUCCAUCUCAUCAUCAUCUACCAAUGCAUUGAUUUCUCCAAAUGAUUUAAUCGGGGUUCAGGAUUAUAUAAAGGGGUUUUUAAUCUUUAAUUACUUUAUAAAUAGUUUCAUCAUGUUGCAUUUUAAAGGGUUUGAUACGUUUAUUAAAUCAAAUGAACAAGAUUUCAUCAUUUAUUUAAACGUUUUUGCAUUCUAUAAUACAGAUGAAUUAAUCAAUAAUGGUCCCUUUUCAAUAUCAUUAGCUGAUUUAAGACUGUUUAUAAAACAAUAUUUGGUAGAAAAGGAAUUAUUGAAAUUCAAUGUCGAUGAAUUAUAUAAUUGGUUAUAUGAAUAUAUCAACUAUUUAAAGGAAAAGGAUAGAAUAUUAACUGAAGAAAGUAAUUCAAAUAAAGAAGAUGAUUCAGAUUCUUCAUCUUCAAGUGAUAAUGAUGAACUUAAAUCUCAACAAUUACCAGAAGAUGAAAUCAUUAAUGGUAAAGAUUUACAAAAUUUACAAAUUCAAGUCCCAGCCGUUGAUGAUUAUUAUUAUAAAUCAGAUUCAUCAACCGUACCGCCAUCCAACAACGACAAUCAUUUCUAUGCAUCAGAUCCUAAAAAGAGUUUUAAUUUAAAUCCUUUAUUAUCCAGAAAUGAUUAUAAUAACACCAUAAGUAGUAAUGAUACUGGUAAUCUUGGUGAAACUGAUUCAUUAGUAGAAUUUAAAAAUAGAUUCCCAUCCAUGAGUAAAAUUGGUUCAAAUAAUAGUUCUAUAAAGGAAGAAACUAUCCCAGUAAAUAUGAAUCGUCAUCAUUUAGCAGUGGCUCCAAAUCUUGGUCCACCACCAAUUGCAUCGAAUGCUCCAUCACCUGUUCCAUCACCUGUACCACAAGUUGAUCCACCUCCAAUUCCUUUAACUCAAAAGGCUCAAACUUUACCAAUAAUGCAAAGUCCCCCACCUUUUAAUCAUCAAAAAUCAUUACCAGAAGUACCUUAUGCUUUAGAACCAAAUCGUUCAACUGAAGAUUUAUAUUUCCAAGAUCGAAUUAGUAAUAAUGCAAAUCAACGUUAUAAGAAUGGUUAUACUCGUCCUCCUUCAUCAUUACCAAGAGGACCAUUAGUGGCAGCUGCAGAACCUACCCAUGUUCAUGUCCAUUCUUCAAAUGGAUCAUCAUUUCAAAAUGGAAAUCUGUAUCCUUCUCAACCUCCACAAGCCCCUCCACCUCAAUUUAUACCCCCUGUUCAAUAUUAUGGAAAUGGACAAAUGAUGAUGCCUAAUGUUGUUUAUUAUGAUAACCAACAACAACAGCAGCAAAAAUUUAGUUUUAACCAUCAUCCUAAUAAUCCACAACAAGUUCCAGCAUAUACAUCUACAAUUAUACCUGAACAUGUAAGAUUGCAACAAAGUCAAAUCAAAUCACAAAAGCUUCAUUAUCUGAAGGAAUAUGCCGUAUGUGGAUUAAGAAAUUUUGGAUCAUCAUGUUAUAUUAAUCUGACAAUUCAAGUUAUGUUUGGAAUUUAUAAAUUUAAAUUAUUAUUUACUAAUGGAGAAUAUCAAAAAUUUAUCAAGAAUCCUAAAUAUUUACAAUUAAUGAAAAAUGCCAAAUCUAAUCCUCAUAGUAAGAGUUCUGUAUUAUUAUCAGAAGCAGUUAGUGGAUUAUUGAGAACUUUUGUUCAAAAUGGAAGUAAUUCAAUUGCUCCUACUAAAUUUAUUCGAGUUUCAUCAUUAUUAAAACCUGAUUUUAAUAUACCUUAUGAACAACAAGAUGCUCAAGAAUUCUUAUUAUUUGUAUUAGAUCGAUUACAUGAAGAAUUGGCCGAUAAACAAACGUUUGAUAAUCCAAUUGAAAUUGAAAAUUAUAUGAGGAAGUGGAAUAUUAAUAUCAAUAUGAAUGAUAAAGGUGAAUAUGUUAAAUGGUAUACUACAGUUUUAAAACAUGAAGGCAGUUCACCAAUUCAUGAUUUAUUCCAAGGUCAUUUACAAAAUAAAUUAAUUUGUAAUAAAUGUGGUUAUGAAUCUAUCAGUUAUUCUCAAUUUAGUAUUUUAUCCUUACCAAUUCCAAGAAGUAUUCAUGGAAAUGUGGUUAAUUUAUCUGACUGUUUGAAAUAUUAUACUGAAGAAGAAGUUUUAAGUGGUGAAAACGCCUGGAAUUGUCCAAAAUGUUCUAAAAAUGGUUCAACAACUGAUGAAGUUCCUACUGCUACUUUAGAUACUGGUAAAAGAAGUGGUAUUUUUAAAUUGGGUAAACGAAGUAAAUCUCCAUCAUCAAUAAAAUCAUCAGGUAAUGCAAGUACUCAUUCAUUAUCAAGUUCAAUUAAAACUUUAAAUUUCAUUAAAUUACCUCAAGUUUUAUUGAUUCAUUUAUCAAGAUUUUCAAUGUAUAAUUUAACUGAUAAAUUAGAAACAAGUAUUCAAUAUCCUUUAGUAUUGAAGUUUAAUAAUAAUGAUCAUGAGAUUGCUUAUAAAUUAACUGGAUUAAUUAAUCAUAAGGGUAAUUUAAAGAGUGGACAUUAUACUUCAUUAGUCAAUAAGUCCACUACCAAUCAAGCUUAUUCCAAUAAUUUUGAUAAUUUAAAACAUCCAUAUUGGUGUUUAUUUGAUGAUGAUAACGUGAGAUAUAAUUUACAACAUGGGAAUAUUAAUCAACCAAACUUUGAUCAAUUGAAAUCAAAGGAUGUUUAUGUGUUAUGUUAUGAACGUAUUUAGACUAUAUUUUAUUUCGAAUAUUAUAUUUACCUAUCUAUAUAUAUGAAUCUAUGAAUGAAUAUGACUUUUUAUUGUUCUUCUUCAUCAUCAUCGUCACUAUUAUCAAAUGGCGUUGAUGAUCGUAUUUUCGUUAUUGGCUUUUUCUGUAAUUUACUCUUAAGCGAUAAUUUUAUAGGUCCCACAUUGGUCGGUAAUGUUAUUGGAGGUUGAGAUUCUGGUUCUUGACUUUGUAAUUUACCUCUUUUGAUUUGUUCAUUGAUAAGUUUCAUAGAUAAUCCUUCAUCACUCUUUAAAGACUUUGAUGAUUUAUCUUGUUGAUUCUUUUCAUAAUCUGAUUUAUGAUCGAUUAAUCGUAUUGAUAAAUUAAACUCAUCAUCAUUACCUCCACUUGCAUUAUCACUUUCAACUCUGACUGAACCAGUCUGACCAAGAUGUUUGAUGAAUGAUGUCAAACUAUUCCAUUUCGUGGUAUUCAUAUGA